UAUGCAACACUAUGCCCGCGAAGUAAUCUCCGUACGAGGAUUCGAAAGCUUAUAUCAGAGUGCGAGAACUCGAAGGACCGCGAGGCUUCGGCGCAUUCGAGUCUCCGAAAGCCGGUACGUGCUUAUGACAAACGACAAGUGACGGAACAUUUGCGACGAGGCUUUUUACGUGCGUGUCACAUGCGAGAGACGUGUAGUAAGCGUUGCACACACGUCGAGCAGACGGUCCUCGGCAUGACCGAAAAUAUGGCGAGCCUCGAUGACUAGCCGUAUAUACUACGUACGAUACAGCGUGUACAUUGCCCUCGCGUUGCCGAUUCUCGCUGACGAACUGUUGGGAUUUACAUGACACCGCCGACGCGACUGACGUAAUUCACCGAUUGAUCAAUCCGACGGACAAUCGUUCUAGAAUAUUCGAUUUAACCUGCAACAAAGAAACAAAAUCUGAGAAGCUGAGAGCAACCAGCGACGAAACAAGGUCUGAAUCAAGAUGUCAAGCUAAGAGAUCGUCACAUCGGAACUGUCGCUCGCGGAAACGAAGAUUGCGCAUUCGGUUUUGUGACAUUCCAGUGAUCGUUACGACAGUUGACAUUAAUGCGUGCAGUGAGGUAGAAUCAAGGACAUCGAAUUGUUGAUCAUGAUUCAAUAUGUAUAGCUUCGAGGGAGAUUACAGGCGUAAGCCACAGCAAAAUUUGUCAGGAGCUAGCAGGAGAGAUGAGAAGGCCGUGCUCUUACAGCAUGCGCAGUUGGAGAGAUUGAAGAGAGAGCAGCAACGUAAGAAGCAUGUGGCUGCGUUGAAGAUUCAAGCCUAUGUGCGCAGCUUCAUUACCAGAAAGCUGAUGUGUGCACAGAAGAGGAGGGAAUUUGAUGAGGCUCAACAGGUGGCGGGGCGUAGGAAUUUAUCUUUAGAGGAAUUAGUGCCGUACUUGAGGAAGCUCCUAUUCUUUUAUAAUCAUACUCUAGAUGCUAGCAGACUGAUAUGGAUUCUUCAGCAUUUCCUGAAACAUCAGAAGGAGAUUAAGUUGAAGUCAAUAAAUUCAUCGCAAUGGUUGUGGAGGUUGCGGUGGAUUCUUCGCAUCUCUAUGCAGUACAAUAUACAGGCGUUGCCAGACGGGGCAUACUCCAUGGCGAUACCGUUGCGCGUCCUGGAAGUAUUCACGACGCGGGAGGACACGGAAAGGAUACUACGUGAAAACAGUUACCGACAUCUAGAGAGUAUAUUCGUCUAUUUGAUAAAGCACAACUACUUCGGACAAUUGAGAAAACUGUUGGAUGAAAAAGUGCCGCCUAUGCUGGAGGCGACGUCGGUCGCGCCGACGCCGAUCUCUAAGUGCCUGUUGGACAUGAUUAAACGACCUUUGGACUUGUUCUCUUACCUCGAUCGCAACGAAAGUUUCUCCGCGUUGGUGCUACAAGAGUUGUGUAGAAGCAUAUUCUGUCCCAACCUGACUGAUCCCAUUCGUAUGUUCGUUAUACCGGCACUGGCGGAAUACAAAGACUUCCCGUACAUUCAGCUGUUCAACUGCAUCAACCGAUCCGACCUGGUGCCCACAAUAAAUCUGCUCUAUUGCGUUUUAUCAUUAGAAACCGAACAGAUGUCAUUUGUACACUGCAUCUCCAAGGACACAUUGAGGAAUUACCUGCAAGUGCUCGCAUCACUCACGUCGACCAUCAUACCGUUAGUUGCGGAGCAGAACGUUAAGCAGUCCGAUGACUCGGACAACGACGAGCCCAAUACCAACAUGAGCGAUCAGCAACAGACCAACGUAACGCGAUCGCUCGAGAUGUUGAAUGAAGAGCAGCGCGUAAACGGUAUAUUUCUGGCGAUGCUUCGUUUCUGGAACUCGGCAACGUUGCUGCAGCCACUGUGCGAGCUUUGUCAUCACUUGUUGAUUAUCGACAAGCUGGCCAUUCACAAGUAUAAGCUAUUGUACACUCUCGCCUUCAAGCCGGUAUUCCUGAAACACUUGUGGACGACUUUGCUGUCGGUCUGCCAGAUAUCGCUCUUCGGCGGCGCUACACCGCUCAUGCAGAUCAUAUCGCGCGGCAUUGCUCUUUCCGCGGAGGAUACCGACAGGAUAGUCCCGUUGCUGGCGGUGUUCUGCUCGCUAUUUAGUGUGCUGAUCGCGACGUUACACGACACCGAGUUCUUCGUCGAGCAUUCCUCUACGGAACAGACGUCGGACAGUAGUCGGCAACAACAGCAACAACAGCAACAACAAGCCAUGUCUUUCACCACGUCGGAGCUGGUCGUAUUAUCAAGUCACUUAAAGAGCGUCUGUCUGGGUUUGGUAGAAUUGGCAUUUCCAGACACUCGACCAACAGUGCGGGACGACUACAAGAACGCCGUAUUGGGUCCGGCAUCGGCCGUCCAGGGUCGACAUGACACGCAGAUCUGGACUCAUCUGUUCAAGGUGACGGUGGGUCUGCUGCGGCAAUUACACACACGUGAUCUCCGACGUCAAUUCUGUCCAGACGGCCAUUGGAUAGCGCCCAAUGUGAUAAUCCCUAUCGACAAGCCGGAAGAUUUUGCGUUCCGCAGACGUAGACUCCGAGGAUACGUUCCUUUCCAAAGCUUGCGGGCUUUUACGAGGGAGGAGCUGGAAGAGGGACCGCCGUUGUCCGCCAAAGAGGUUCGAACGUUGACGCUGCUACGUGAGAUACCCUUCGUCGUGCCAUUCAACAAUCGAGUAGUGGUGUUCCAGUCGUUGAUCUACAAAGACAAGGCGGAACAACAAGGCGAGGUGCCGCACUUUAUGCUGCCGGCGAUUCAGAUCUCCGUCAGGCGGAAUUAUCUGUACGAAGAUGCGUUCGAGAAACUUUCGCCAGAAAAUGAGCCGGAGUUGCGGAUGAAGAUGCGGGUACAGCUCGUCAACACCGCCGGACUGGAGGAGGCUGGUGUCGACGGCGGCGGUCUCUUUCGUGAGUUCCUGUCCGAGCUACUGAAAACCUGUUUCGAUCCGAAUCGGGGUUUCUUCAAGCUCACCAAGGACAACAUGCUCUACCCGAAUCCCACGGUACAGCUAUUGUUCGACGACUUCCCGAAACAUUACUACUUCAUCGGUAGGAUCCUUGGUAAGGCGUUGUAUGAAAAUUUAUUGGUGGAGUUGCCGUUUGCCGAAUUCUUCCUGUCGAAAAUCGUCGGUCGACAAUCGGACGUGGAUGUGCAUCACUUGGCCUCCUUAGACCCCAUCAUGUAUCGCAAUCUGCUGUACUUGAAGACCUACAAGGGUGAUGUGGCCGAUCUCGGUCUGGAUUUUACUGUUUUGUCCGACGAACUGGGUGAAAGGCGAGUGGACGAGUUGAAGCCCAGCGGUGCCAAUAUCCCCGUGACCAAUCACAACCGUAUCGAGUAUAUCCAUCUGAUAGCUGACUACAAACUCAACAAGCAAAUCCGCGCCCAGUGCUACGCAUUCAAGCAAGGUAUAGGCAGCGUAGUACCGCUCGAUUGGCUGCAGAUGUUUAACAACAAGGAACUGCAAGUGCUGAUAUCGGGCGCACAGAUUCCCGUGGACGUUAACGAUCUCAAGCUGCACACCAACUAUACGGGGGGAUACGCGCCCGAUCAUCCGACUAUCACUGCCUUCUGGAAAGUUGUUAACGAGUUCAGCGAUCAACAAAAAAGCCAACUGUUGAAGUUCGUCACUAGUUGUAGUCGUCCUCCUCUCCUAGGAUUUAAGGAACUCGACCCGCCAUUCUGCAUCCAGCACGCCGGUAGUGUGGACCGUUUGCCAACCUCGAGUACCUGUAUGAAUUUACUGAAGCUUCCCGAGUUUCCAGACGAAAAGACUUUGCGCGAGAAACUUUUGUAUGCGAUACAGGCAGGUGCAGGUUUCGAGCUCAGUUAGAGCUCUCAUGUUACUUCAUCGUCAUCUCUGUCGGCGAUUCCGUUUGUUCGACCUGAUUGUAAAUACGAUCUUCAAAUUUCGAGUACGUCGUCAUUAAAAGAGGUGAAUACCCGUAGAUGCUGUCUCUCUAUCUAUUUUGCAAAAAGACUCAGAGUAUUCGAAGAGACCCUCAUGGAAGCGCGCUGAAAAUGUUAAUGUUAACAGGAGGGGCCAACUACUAAGUUAUAUCUACCGAUAUACCAUUCGCAAUUGUGCUAUUUGUAAAGAGAAAAAGAAAAAACAAAGAGCGCAGCAUCUAUUAUGGUGCGCGUGUUUAUGUAUGUAUGCGUGUGUGUGCGGACAUUUUUUUUCGUUCCGACUUUUCCACCUUUGGCCUACAACUGUAAAUUCUGUAUAUUUCGAUGUUUUAUAUAUUUCACCAUCAGUGUCUAAGAUUUAUUAUAUCCACUUUGCGAGAUACGUAUGCGAGAAUAGAUAUAUGUAUGUAUGUAUUUAUGAGAUAUCGUUAAGCCAAUGUAAAUAAAGUAUCUUGAAGCGUUGAA
Molecule: messenger RNA, 4390 nt
Organism: Odontomachus brunneus
Lineage: Eukaryota; Metazoa; Arthropoda; Insecta; Hymenoptera; Formicidae
Product: ubiquitin-protein ligase E3C
Exons: 5
Coding region: 648-3848 (1066 amino acids)
Biological process (GO): protein polyubiquitination; ubiquitin-dependent protein catabolic process
Molecular function (GO): ubiquitin protein ligase activity; protein binding
Source: RefSeq, a predicted model, not a curated record